AUGUUCCGUCAACUCCUCGUUUCGUUCGCCGUCUUCUCAGUUGCCUUCGCUUGCGAUGCUUCUGAGUCUGAAGGACGUGAGUGACCUCUACUCUUCCUCUUUUUCUUUGUUCUAUUCUAUUUCAUUCCAGCAUGUGACGGCGUCUUGAUUACCUGCCAGACUCAAGUGUGUGAUACAACCGCCGGUCAAUGCUGCCCUAUCACAAGUAAGACUCUUUAGUUUCGAUCCUUUCUCAAAGCCCUUUUCCAGCUGCUUCUGCCAGUUCCACCACCGUCUCCAGCAGCAGCUCCUCGACCGUAACCUCCUCCUCCACCACUGUCACAUCUUCUUCCUCCACCACUACUUGCGUUGAUCGUCUCAACCCAUCCACCGGAGUCUCCGAUUGCCCAGCUCUUGCUUAUCUCUGCAACGACUCCACCUACUACACCGUCAUGACUCAACAGUGCCCGAAGACGUGCGGACGCUGCAACACGACCUCGACCAGCUCCUCCAGCUGUGCCGAUCUCCUCAAUCCAUCCACCGGAGUCUCCGAUUGCCCAGCGCGUGCUUCUCUUUGCAACGAUGCCACCUACUACACCGUCAUGACCCAGCAGUGCCCAAAGACUUGCGGAAGAUGCAACUCGACCUCGACCACCACUUCCACCAGUAAGUGUUCUUCAUCUUUUGAUCCGUCUCUCUGGGCACACCCCUCCUUCCUUCGUAAUCCGUCCGUUCCAGGCACCUCUUGUGUCGAUCGUUCUAACCCGACCACCGGUAGAUCUGACUGCCCUUCCCGUGCCGCUCUUUGCAAUAACGCGGUUUAUUACAAUCUCAUGACUGUUCAGUGCCCGGUUACUUGUGGCCGUUGCUCUACUAACAGCACUUCUAGCUCUUGUGAGUGGCAGACUGCCUCUUGCUUCUGCCUCGCCAAUUCCCUUCGCUUCUGCUUCUGCUCCUUCCUCGUUUGCUUGUAUCUUCUCAUUCCCAUCAUUCCAGCCUCCUGCACCGAUCGCGUCAAUCCAUCGACCGGAGUCUCUGACUGCCCAGCUCGUGCUUCUCUCUGCAAUAACUCUGUCUACUACGAUGUGAUGACUGUCCAGUGCCCAGCCACCUGCGGCAGAUGCUCCUCCAGCUCGACCGUCACCUCGUCCUCUUCCACCACUGCUUCCUGUACUCGUUCCCUUCCCUUUCCAUUUCUAACUUUUCUCUCUUUUCAGCCACUUGCGCCGACCUCGUAAACUCUGCCACCGGAGUCUCCGACUGCCCGAACCGUGUCGCCUACUGCACCAACUCCGCCUACAUCGCCCUGAUGCGCGUUCAGUGCCCAUUGACCUGCGGAUUCUGCACUUCUGGAUAA
Messenger RNA from Caenorhabditis sp. 36 PRJEB53466, 1336 nucleotides. NCBI's taxonomy places the organism in Eukaryota, Metazoa, Nematoda, Chromadorea, Rhabditida, Rhabditidae. The record is from the annotation of a GenBank genome assembly.